GCUCUCUCACUCAUCCUCUCUUUCUCUCGGACUCCUCCGCUAGGGUUUUAGGGUUUUCAAAAACUCGCAGCCUCCGCAAUGGAAAGCUACCGGAGAGUCGAGAAGCCGAAGCCGGAGCUCCCCAUCAGCGAGAACGAGAUCCGCAUCACCACCCAGGGCGCCAUCCGCAACUACAUCAGCUACGCCACCACUCAGCUCCAGGAUAAACAAGUCAAUGAAAUCGUCUUGAAAGCAAUGGGACAGGCAAUCAGCAAGACAGUGGCAAUUGCUGAAAUUAUAAAGAAAAGGGUUUCAAUGUUGCAUCAAGAAACUGCAAUCAACUCUGUAAGCAUUACUGAUGUAUGGGAACCUAUUGAAGAAGGUCUUGUACCUGUGGAGAUGACUCGCCAUGUGUCAAUGAUUUCAAUUACGCUAUCAAUUAAGGAGUUAAACACAACCUCAGCAGGAUAUCAAGCUCCAUCUCCCUCUGACCAAUCUAAACCACAGCCCAAUUACCAACAGCAGCAACCAAGACAAGCUCGUGGUCCAUACAAUGCUGUCAAUGAAGAUUCAUACGGUCGAGGAAGGGGACGUGGUAGAGGCAGAGGUCGUGGCAGAGGUGGAGGAUAUGGCAACUAUCAAGGUGGAUACGAAAACUAUCAAGGGGGAUACGAAAACUAUCAAGGGGGUGGUUAUGGAAACUAUCAAGAUAAUGGUGGGUAUCCAAAUCGGGGUAGAGGUGGCGGUAGAGGUGGCGGACGAGGCAGAAGUUGGGGCAAUCGUAGUACUGGCUAUGAAAGAGGGUCUGGUGGCUAUGAAAGAGGGUCUGGUGGUUAUGAAAGAGGUUCGGGUGGCUAUGAAAGAGGUUCAGGACCAUCAGGUGGCUAUGAAAGGGGCUCGGGUGGCUAUGAAAGAGGUGCUGGUGGUUAUGAUAGAAAUGCCGGUUAUGAAGGAGGUGCUGGUGGGAAUGAUAGAGGUUAUGAUAGAAAUGCUGGGUACGAAAGAGGUCCUGGUGGGAAUGAUAGAGGCGCUGGUGGCUAUGAAAGAGGUCCUCGUGGCUAUGACAGAGGUACUGGUGGCUAUGAAAGAGGCAGAGGUCAAGGGGGCAGAGGAUAUGGUCGUGGGAGGGGACAGAUGGGUGGACGCUCCAGGGGUGGUGCAAACCAGGCAUAAUUCACAGUAGGUGAUAUUUUUUGCUUCCGCCAUGUGCAUGCCUUUUGCCCAUGAGGGUGAGUUUUAUCAGAAUGCUGUUUGAAUAGCGUGAAAUGUGGCUUGCAAUAUUUGGCGUUGUUAAAACAGUUUCUAUGUUGAUGUUUUGCUUCUCUUCAAUUAUGUUGAUAAGUGCAUGUGGACAUGGGCAGGCUUGUUUUGGUUGCUGCAUAUAGCCAAGUGAAAAAUGGUUGGUUUUUGGUA
Molecule: messenger RNA, 1392 nt
Organism: Argentina anserina (silverweed cinquefoil)
Lineage: Eukaryota; Viridiplantae; Streptophyta; Magnoliopsida; Rosales; Rosaceae
Exons: 8
Coding region: 79-1152 (357 amino acids)
Molecular function (GO): RNA binding
Source: RefSeq, a predicted model, not a curated record